Amaranthus tricolor (Joseph's coat) is the source of this 4250-nucleotide messenger RNA. Its product is annotated as homeobox-leucine zipper protein ATHB-15-like. The record is from RefSeq and is a predicted model, not a curated record. Bases 900 to 3413 code for a protein of 837 amino acids. The transcript is spliced from 18 exons. Lineage: Eukaryota; Viridiplantae; Streptophyta; Magnoliopsida; Caryophyllales; Amaranthaceae. Gene Ontology annotation, molecular function: DNA binding; DNA-binding transcription factor activity; lipid binding.
UUAAAAAAAUAAAAUCGAGAGUCGAGACGCAUGCAAUAGAACUCAUCAUUCUGUCCUCCGUCUCCCACGCAAACUACUCUCUUCCUUACCUUACCUCACCUCACUUCUCUCCCUUCUUCUAUUUUCAAAAAGUCUUUUCUACACCAUUCCCAUCCCUCCAUACCUUUUUCCCUCUUUUCUUUCCAGCAAUGCAGUGUUUCAGACCCAAAUUUCUUUGUUCUGUCUAUUCAAUAUUCAAUAUGGGUUAAUGUUAAUCAGAGUAUCAGUUACUAGUUAUUGUUAAUUAAGAAGAUGCUGGCUACUACUACUGUUACUACUACUCUAGAAGAUGAAGAUAGUUCUUCCUUUUUAAGUUCAUUUUCAGAAAGCAGUUGAUUUGACAGAAGUAACAGCAACCGCUGUCAAAUUCAUACAAGGGUUCUUUAGUUAACUGAUAGAUCUUGAUUGCCCAACUUUUAUUUGAAAUUUAGAUAUUUCCCUCCUCUUUAUAUUGAAAAUUAUGGGUUUUAUCAUUUAUGGUUAUGAAGUUAAGAAUUUUCUUUGUUUAGAUCAAAAAUAGUGAUCUUUUAGAGGUACUGUUUGGUUGGUGGUAAUUUCAUAAACUCUGAUCUUGAGAAUUUGGAAUACAUUUCCUUGUAUUAUUUUUAGAAUGGUGUAGUUAUCUGCUAAUAUUAGAAAAAAGGGGGAAAAAGUUAAAUUAUUUAAAAUAUAUCUGGUAAUUUUGGUGGGUUAGUGUAAUUAUACCUUAUUUAUCUAGUUCUGGUUAGUUUGAACUCUUGCACACCAACUGUUUUGAGUGUUUGCGUCAGAGAGAGGAAAAAAAGGGAAGGGUGUGUAUUAAAUUCUGGGUUGUUGAAAACUAAAAGGAAAAAGGUAAUUUGUUAAGAAGAGCUGUAUAAAUGAUGUCAAUGUCCUGCAAGGAUGGUAAGGGAGGGAUGGAUAAUGGUAAGUAUGUGAGGUAUACACCUGAGCAGGUUGAAGCCCUUGAGAGGCUCUAUCAUGAAUGCCCUAAACCCAGCUCUCUUCGCCGCCAGCAGCUCAUCCGUGAGUGUCCUAUUCUCUCUAAUAUUGAGCCUAAGCAGAUCAAAGUCUGGUUUCAAAAUAGAAGAUGUAGAGAGAAGCAAAGGAAAGAGGCAUCAAGGCUGCAAGCAGUGAAUAGGAAGCUGACUGCAAUGAAUAAGCUGUUAAUGGAAGAGAAUGAUAGGUUGCAAAAACAGGUUUCUCAUCUGGUUUAUGAGAAUGGCUAUUUUCGCCAGCAAACACAGAAAUCUGGUAUUGCUAGUAAAGAUACAAGUUGUGAAUCAGUGGUGACGAGUGGUCAACACCAUUUGACGCCACAGCAUCCGCCAAGAGAUGCUAGUCCUGCAGGACUUUUGUCCAUUGCAGAAGAAACUUUAGCAGAGUUUCUUUCAAAGGCUACUGGAACUGCUGUUGAGUGGGUCCAAAUGCCUGGAAUGAAGCCUGGUCCGGAUUCCAUUGGAAUCAUUGCUAUUUCUCAUGGUUGCACUGGAGUGGCAGCACGAGCCUGCGGCCUGGUUGGUCUUGAACCUACCAGGGUAGCAGAAAUCCUCAAGGAUAGGCCAUCGUGGUUUCGCGAUUGCCGAGCUGUGGAUGUGCUUAACGUGCUGCCUACUGCCAAUGGUGGAACCAUUGAGCUGCUGUACAUGCAGCUCUACGCUCCUACUACGCUGGCGCCUGCCCGCGAUUUCUGGUUGCUUCGCUAUACUUCUAUUAUGGAGGAUGGUAGUCUGGUGGUUUGUGAAAGGUCAAUUAACAAUACUCAGAAUGGUCCGAGCAUGCCUUCUGUUCAGAACUUUGUAAGAGCAGAGAUGCUGCCUAGUGGGUAUCUGAUAAGACCUUGUGAGGGAGGUGGCUCUAUAAUACAUAUUGUUGACCAUAUGGACCUUGAGCCAUGGAGUGUGCCUGAAGUAUUGCGCCCUUUGUAUGAAUCACCAACAGUUGUAGCCCAGAAAACAACGAUGGCGGCACUGCGUCAACUAAGGCAGAUUGCUCAGGAAGUUUCCCAACCUAAUGUCUCUAACUGGGGCAGGCGACCUGCAGCUCUGCGAGCUCUUAGCCAGAAGUUGAGCAGGGGUUUUAAUGAAGCCCUAAAUGGGUUUACUGAUGAAGGGUGGUCAAUGAGUGGGAAUGAUGGCGUAGAUGAUGUCACUAUUCUUGUUAACUCGUCACCUGACAAACUGAUGGCUUUAAAUCUAGCAUAUACUAAUGGGUUUUCAUCUGUGAGCAAUACUGUUUUAUGUGCGAGAGCAUCAAUGCUUUUACAGAAUGUACCCCCUGCAGUUCUUCUUAGGUUCCUUAGGGAGCAUAGAUCAGAAUGGGCUGAUAACAACAUUGAUGCUUACUUGGCCGUCGCUGCCAAAAUUAGUCCAUGUAGCUUGCCUGGAUCACGAAUGGGGGGUUUUGGUAAUCAAGUUAUUCUCCCAUUGGCGCAUACCAUUGAGCAUGAGGAGUUGUUGGAAGUCAUCAAACUUGAAGGUGUUGUUAGUUGUCCUGAAGAUGCUAUGAUGCCAAGAGACAUGUUUCUUUUGCAACUAUGUAGUGGAAUGGAUGAGAAUGCUGUCGGCACAUGUUCUGAACUCAUAUUUGCUCCUAUAGAUGCUUCGUUUGCUGACGAUGCUCCCCUUCUGCCUUCUGGAUUUCGCAUUAUUCCUCUGGACUCUGUGAAGGAAAACUCGAGUCCAAACCGCACUUUGGAUCUUGCAUCUGCUUUGGAAGUUGGUCCAUCUGCAAAUAGAUCUUCGUCUGAUAAUUCUGCCUCUGGAAAUAAUAUGAGAUCGGUGAUGACAAUCGCAUUUCAAUUUGCUUUCGAGAGCCAUUUGCAAGAAAAUGUGGCAUCUAUGGCUCGACAAUAUGUUCGCAGCAUCAUAUCUUCAGUUCAGAGGGUGGCCUUGGCUCUUUCUCCUCAUUUGGGCUCUCAAGCGGGACUUAGGUCUCCGCUUGGAAAUCCUGAAGCUCACACUUUGGCUCGAUGGAUUGUCCAAAGUUAUAGAUGCUUUUUGGGAGUGGAGCUUCUUAAAUCGACCGGUGAAGGUAGCGAUGCUAUCUUGAAGAGCCUCUGGCAUCACUCUGAUGCAAUCAUGUGCUGCUCUUUAAAGGCUCUGCCAGUUUUCACCUUUGCAAAUCAGGCAGGUCUUGACAUGCUUGAAACAACCUUGGUUGCCCUGCAAGACAUCACAUUGGAGAAGAUCUUGGAUGAUCACGGACGGAAGACUCUCGUCUCAGAAUUUCCCCAGAUUCUUCAACAGGGUUUUGCAUGCCUUCAAGGCGGUAUCUGUCUUUCAAGCAUGGGCCGUCCAGUGUCUUACGAGAGGGCAGUGGCGUGGAAGGUGCUGAAUGAAGAAGAGAACGCGCACUGCAUUUGCUUUAUGUUCAUGAACUGGACGUUUGUCUAAUAAGCUGGCAGCCGUAGUCUAGUACUCCCUAGUCGAAAUACUUAAAACAGGGUUAUUUAUGUUUCAUUUGUUGUCCUGGUUCUUUGAAACCAUCGUAAACUGAUUAUCUAUGGAAGUUGCAGCUAAGGCAUAGACCUCGAACUGCUUUCUGUUUAUACUAUAUUCGUAUAAUCGUAUCUGUCUACAUCGUCUGUAGUUCAAAUUCGCAGUAGGUUGCUGGCGUUUGACAUUUUAUUAAUUUUGACGUUGCUCAUUAGAUAACCAUGGUUGGAACAGGUAUGAUAAUUUGCUACAUUUUUUUACCUUUUCAGGUGAAUAUAUCCUAUUGUUUCUGCUUGUUAUGGGGUCAAAUACAAUUUAUUUAGUCAAUCCUAAACCAUCCACAUUGGUCCACUAACUUUCUAAAAUAACUACCCACCUACUCACUACCAUCAUACCCAUGAUAUCCAUUAAUUCAAUAACCAAUUUUCAUUCCCCUAUUAUAAAUACUUGUUGCAUAUCUCUUUUACAUUUAAAUCUUUUAUAUUCCUAUCGUUACUUCGCUCAAAUAAACUGUUGGACCAAAGUCCAACGUUGGGCUUAUAUGUAAAUAUUUAUAUGUCAUUAUAAUUAAUUAAAAAUGUCUUUAUGCUCUGAUUAAAGUGAUCUAAUUAAAGUUAAAGGGUUUAGACUUAAAUAUAUCAAUAGGUUGUGGGCCUUAAAUGUAUAGAGACUCGUUUUAUGACUGAGUUCUAUAAUGGGCCGGAUACCAGUCACAAGUUAUUAUAUAUAUAGAAGUUAUGGUCCCUAGGUUAGACAUAUUCCUUUUCUCCUGUCAUCCCAUUAUCAAAGAGAAUU